AUGUCUGAUCGUCUAAAAACAAACUAUUAUUGGAUUGAAUAUAAUCCACAAGAAUCAUCACAAAAUCUCUCAAGCCAAAAUGCCGUCGAUACCCCUCCAUCCUCACGCGUCGAGCUCUCCCCUUCACCCGCACAACCCACUCCCCAAAUCUUACAAACGCCCUCAGGUCUGGCAAUCCUCGAACUACAAGGCACAAUUAACCUCCCAUCCCUCGACGAUCAGGGCGCGGUUCCUCGCCCCGCCGAUGCCGAAGAUCCCAACGCUGCCAUAACCGCGUUCGAGACGCCAAUUGGCAAACUCAUGUUCCCUGACUACUCGCCGCAAACCACGUCACCAGACGACACGAAAUGGAUGAAGCGAGUCUAUCUAUAUGUUGGUCAGUAUCAGCGGAUGACGGGGGAAGUGAAAAAACUGGCGCAGCCACUCGCGUUGGUGCAGAAGCGUAAGAAGCGUCCCGACAACGACGGGAUCGCCGAGGCCGAGGGCGAGGAAUUGGAGAUUGUGGAGAUCAUCAAGUACAAGCUGCUUUUCAAGAAUCGGCCGGAGCCAAGCCAGCGUUCGAGAGCUACGAAGGACACUGAUCCUGUCCCAGGACAAGCCGAGAAGCGUCGGGACAUCUUGUCGCUAUGGCUUACAGAACGGCCUGAGAAAUUAGGGGCUUCGAUACGGGAGGCGCGGAUGUCUUACGCGAGACCGCGAGAAGGUGAUACAGAGUCUCACGUGCUUCUACCUCCUAGGUUUGAGGCAUUACCGACUCCCAACGGCCAGUAUCAGCAAUGAGGAGGCCGAUUUGCUUCAAGAAGAACUAUCUCAUCUCGAAUUCGACGCAGAGAGUGGAAGUUUGUUCUACAGAAGCUGAUCAUAUGCCAUGAUAUUAAUUGUACGAGGAUAGCAAUGAAUAAAUCCGACCUGGAUGGAUUCUCCGAGUCUCAGUCAUACCGCGUCAAGGCUAAAAUGACGCCUCCAAAACCGUUGAAAAAAGCGUCGCACUAUUAAGCAUGAGCCAAGUCUGGUUGGCUGGCUGGUUGCAGGGAUUACGGAACACCGAAAGUCUAUUAACAAUUUGUGACGAAGGGCCGGGACCGGGUCGGUGAAGCGAUAGAUAUGAUAUGAGAG
Aspergillus novofumigatus IBT 16806 is the source of this 1116-nucleotide messenger RNA. Its product is annotated as Ctf8 family protein. The record is from RefSeq and is a predicted model, not a curated record. Gene Ontology annotation, biological process: mitotic sister chromatid cohesion. NCBI's taxonomy places the organism in Eukaryota, Fungi, Ascomycota, Eurotiomycetes, Eurotiales, Aspergillaceae. The transcript is spliced from 3 exons. Gene Ontology annotation, cellular component: Ctf18 RFC-like complex. The coding region runs from base 1 to 780 and encodes 259 amino acids.